AUUGAGAUCAACCAAAAGCGAGAACAGUACCGGUCAGUAGCGACACGUGGCUCGGUUAUGUACUUCUGUGUCACUGAUAUGACGUUGGUGUCGAACCCCAUUACUUUGCAGCCUACAGGCUGGAUGUACAACUGCUCCCUUAUCCAGUUCCUAGAGCAGUUCGACAUCUCUGUGAAGAAUUCGGAGAAGUGCCAGCCGACCAUGAAACGCGUUGACAAGAUUAUUGACUAUCUUACCUACCAGAUUUACCGGUACAUGAAUCGUGGCCUCUUUGAGAGGGAUAAGAUGAUGUUCAAGUUGAUGGUGACUAUGAAGAUUAUGGUUGUCGCUGGUAGGCUCACUCAGGGCGAUGUUGGGCUCUUCUUGAAAGGUGGCUCGGACCUGGACGUGAAGUCAGAGAGAUCGAACCCCAAUCGAUGGAUGGUGGAUAAGGUCUGGCUCAACGUCCUGCAGCUGUCGCGGCACUCCUUUGGCAAGGAGCAGCUGCUGUUCUUCCGGGAGCUGCCUGAUUUCAUUAGUCGAAAUGAAGCCGCGUGGAGAGUGUGGUAUGAUGAGAACGAGCCCGAGAGAUGCCCGGUGCCGGACUACGAGGAGCGGCUGAAUAUGGAUAGGAACAUUGGGUUCUUCCUUCGAAUGUGUCUUGUGAGAUGCAUCAGAGAGGACAGGACGACUAUCGCUGCUGCGCAGUUCAUCAAUAAACAGCUCGAUCCGAAGUACACGGCACCGGUCACAGAUAGUAUCGACUCGAUCUACUGUGAGUCCCAGAACCGUAAACCCGUGUUGUAUUUGUUGAGCGCUGGAAGUGAUCUCACAUCUAUGAUCGACGACAUAGCAAAGAAGAAAAAGAAAUUCCCGACGGAUAUGUGUCCAUGGGUGAGGGACAAGAGGUUAUCGCUUGGGAGAAGAUGA
Perkinsus marinus ATCC 50983 is the source of this 909-nucleotide messenger RNA. Its product is annotated as axonemal dynein gamma heavy chain, putative. The transcript has a single exon. Gene Ontology annotation, cellular component: dynein complex. Lineage: Eukaryota; Perkinsozoa; Perkinsida; Perkinsidae. The annotation marks the transcript as partial. The record is from RefSeq and is a predicted model, not a curated record. Gene Ontology annotation, molecular function: minus-end-directed microtubule motor activity; dynein intermediate chain binding; dynein light intermediate chain binding. Gene Ontology annotation, biological process: microtubule-based movement.